UGAUUUAUAUCACGCACUUUAAAUUUUGAAUAAAGUAUGAACGACAUUAUCAUGUCAAGCGAAACGUGUGCAACACGCCCGGAAAUCCCGUAUCAGUUGGUUGAACUGCUUAAUGAUAAGCGAGCUACCGAAAUCCACCUGGCCCACCGCACGGAUGAUGUUCAACCCGUUGAGAUCGUGGUGAAGAAAGUCGAACUGGAUUUCGACAGGGAAAACGCCUACGCGCAGGCCGCUUCGUUGGACGCCGAUUUGAAGUAUAUUCUUAGUUUUGAUCAUCCACAUCUGGUGCGUCAUUUGGCACAUUAUAAUCCUCUACAGGCCAACCAGUUGGAAGAGUCGCAUUACAUAAUCAUUAUGGAAUAUUGUUCCGGCGGGAAUCUGCACGCGGCGGCUCAAUUCCGCAUUCCCGCGCCACUGAUCCAGGAAUGGACACGCCAGAUUGUGGACGGCUUAGUUUAUCUGCACGCCCAAAAUAUCCUACACGGCCACAUAAAGGGCAGCCGCGUUCUGCUAAGCAAUCAGGACUGGAAUACCUGCCAAAUGAAGAUUGGUCAUCUGGACGCCCCACAUCGCCCCCGGAGAGAGAUGGCUGUGCGGCAAGACACUGGCAGGUAUGCCUUCAUGGCGCCGGAGAUGAUUGUGGGAGAUGACCCCGGCCGCAAGGCGGACAUCUGGAGUGUCGGCUGUGUGGUGUUGGAGAUGAUCAGCGGAUUCCUGCGAUUCGUCAAGGAAGUGGCCGGGCAGCAGGUGGACGUCAUUACCGAUACGACCAUCUUGUACUAUGUCGGCACAGGCGGUUCGCCGAGAAUACCGCACGAAGUGCCGAAUGAGUUGCGGAUGUUUAUUACGGACUGCCUGCAGCGUGAUCCUGUAUUACGACCAACAGCUGCGGAUCUUCUGAACAAGACCUUCCUGACCACGACUGACGUGACCCAAUGGUCCGACCUGCGCCCGCAGCGUGCUUAAUGGGUAACGGUCGCGCCAGUUUCUUUAUCGGCUUCGAGUUUGUUUCUAGUUAUUCCCUACGGCAGUUUAUUUUUGUCUAGCAGAAUUAAUGCUACAAGCGUCCAUGAAAAGAUGAAC
This is a messenger RNA of Paramacrobiotus metropolitanus, 1083 nucleotides long. RefSeq lists its product as uncharacterized. Lineage: Eukaryota; Metazoa; Tardigrada; Eutardigrada; Parachela; Macrobiotidae. The record is from RefSeq and is a predicted model, not a curated record. Gene Ontology annotation, cellular component: cytoplasm. Bases 37 to 966 code for a protein of 309 amino acids. Gene Ontology annotation, biological process: protein phosphorylation. Gene Ontology annotation, molecular function: protein serine/threonine kinase activity; ATP binding. The transcript has 2 exons.